Messenger RNA from Cottoperca gobio, 1711 nucleotides. RefSeq names its product NFKB activating protein (gene nkap). The coding region runs from base 173 to 1423 and encodes 416 amino acids. The transcript is spliced from 8 exons. Gene Ontology annotation, molecular function: chromatin binding. Lineage: Eukaryota; Metazoa; Chordata; Actinopteri; Perciformes; Bovichtidae. Gene Ontology annotation, biological process: regulation of gene expression. The record is from RefSeq and is a predicted model, not a curated record. Gene Ontology annotation, cellular component: nucleus.
UCGGUGUGUGUUUGGGACGGACGUAUCGUGACUUCCUGUUAUUAGACUCUUUGCCAACAGAAAACACGAACGCGUGUUAAUUUCUCUCUAAAUCUCCCUCAAAAUAAUAACUUUUUUAAAAAUCUUUGGUGUGUUGCGUAGUUUUGGUGAGAGUCGAAAGCGGUGAGUAGACAUGCCACAGUCGGACCGCUCGAGCUCUGACGACGGCGGGGGGACCCGGAGUCCUCGGGCCCGGAGACCGCCAACUCGCUCUCGCAGUCGCCACCGAAGCGGCAGCCGCGAGCGGAGCCUGUCUCCGUACAGCUUCGGGCCCAAACUCCCGAAACCGAGAAACCGGGAGAAGGAACACGAAGAACGGGACCGCCGGUUCCGAGAGGCGAGAAACAUCAGGAGGAUCCGCAUAGGAAGCCGGAGCAGGUCUCGGUCCAGGGAGCGUCACAACACCACCAACAACAACACUCACAAUCACUGGUCCGAGCAACGGGACGCUCCUGGGAAACACGGCAGCUUCAAAGAUGAUUAUUACUACGAGCAGGAGAGGGACGACGCUCAGAGACAGAGACAAGAGGCUUUUAUAGCCAGGCGUCUUCAAGAGAGAGAGAGGAUCGGUGAGUUAGGUUGUCCUGAAGUUUGGGGAUAUUCACCAAGAGUGAAAGAGCCAGACUCUGACGAAUUCACACCUGUCGAAGAAGACGAGAAAAACAGCAGUUCAGAAUCGAGCUCAGAUGAAGAAAAGAAAAAGAAAAAGAAGAAGAAGAAAUCCAAGAAAAAGAAGAACAAAAAGCACUCCGAGGACAGUGAGCCGGAGUCAGAUUCAGAUGAGGAAGAAAUAAAGAAGAAGAAAAAGAAAAAGAAGAGCAAGAGCAAGAAGUCCAAGAAGUCCAAGAAGAAGAAGGUGAAGAAGACCCGCAAGGAGUCCAGCAACUCCAGCAGUGAAAAGUCAGAGGGGGAAGAAGGGGGGGAGGGGGAGGAGGAGGAGGAGGAUGAGGAGGAGGAUCCCAACGGAGUGCUGUGGGUGGAGAAAACCUGCAUGGACGAACACGUGGUCGGUCCCGAAGCUCCGCUCACACACACGGAGCUGGACGACAGACCUUUAGAUUUUGGUCACGCGCUGUUGCCAGGUGAAGGUGCUGCGAUGGCGGAGUAUGUGAAAGCAGGCAAACGUAUCCCGAGAAGAGGUGAGAUCGGUCUCACCAGUGACGAGAUCGCAAACUUCGAGAAGUCUGGCUACGUGAUGAGCGGCAGCAGACAUCGUCGUAUGGAGGCUGUGCGUCUGAGAAAGGAAAACCAGAUCUACAGCGCAGAUGAGAAGCGAGCUCUGGCGUCCUUCAACCAGGAGGAGAGGAGGAAGAGAGAGAGCAAGAUCCUGUCGAGCUUCAGGGAGAUGGUCUACCGCAAGACCAAAGGCAAGGAGGAGAAGUGAACACAUCUGUACAGAUUACCCUUUAUACGACAUCUUUGCUUUUUAUCUUGAGGUCUUAUUUUUUUGUGAGGAUAAACGCAUUCAGUUUCAGUUGAAUGUACAGUGUGGAGGGAGAAUUUUAAUUGUAAAGAAAUGUGUGUAGCCGAGACUCUGAGAAGUAUUUUGUAUUUUAUUCUCCAUCCUAUUUACUCACUGGAAUGAGUCUUCCCUUUAAAUUGUUCAACCUUUCUCUUGUAAAUGUUGUGCGACUCAUCCUGAUCAGAACAGUGAAUAAACUUUCAGUAUCAA